AUGCCUAGGCGAGGAAGUCGUGAUUUUCCUCCUUCCGCUCGGGAAGAGUUGCGAAAACAGUUUGUGGAGUUACGCCAAGGUACUACACCUUUGGUGCGGUUCGAAAGGUGGUUUGCUAAUCUGUCGAGGUUUGCUCCAGAAUUGGUGGAGACGGAGGACUUGCGCUGUUUCGAGUUUGAGAGUAAGCUGCGUGACGACAUUCGUGUAAGGAUAGCGGGGUCUUGGCAUAAAAGAUAUAGUGUGCUUGUUGAGGCAGCUGCCCACGUAGAGAUUGCGGUGCUAGCAAUGGGGCAGGGUGGGGAGGGAGCCAUCUCGACAACUCCCGUGACUCAGGGUGUUGAUAGGCCCUUUAAGAGGCAGAGGGGUUUAAACCCGCAACAGGGAGGUCGGGCUAGAACUACCCUUCUAGUGUCGGAUUUGGGUUCGGGAGAAUGUAAACAGAGGGGUGUCUUUUGUUAUAAAUGUGGUCUACUGGGCCACAAGGUUUCGGGUUGCCUACAGAGGAAGGGGGCAGGACUAGCAGUUCAACCAGUAGUUGUACCACCAGGAUCAUUUAACCAGCCGGGUUUUGGACCGAUCAAAUGCUCAGUGGGGAGGCAGUUGUUGGGGUCUUCAUCAGCCCAGAUUCUGAACCAGUCUCGUGCUCAGGCACCGCCUACUUGUUGGAUGUGUAAUCAGCCGGGUCAUAUUCGACGUUCUUGUACUCAGCCGGGAGCUUCUUUAGGGGUUUUGCAACCUAGCCAGGCUCAGUUUCAUUCAACUGAGCAGGAACAGUAUCGUUUUGGGUCAACCUAG
This is a messenger RNA of Camellia sinensis, 795 nucleotides long. Lineage: Eukaryota; Viridiplantae; Streptophyta; Magnoliopsida; Ericales; Theaceae. The record is from RefSeq and is a predicted model, not a curated record.